AAGACGGCAGUUGGUUACGGAUGUCUAGUCAAGGUAAUAAAAUAGAUUAAAAGAAUAAUAAAAAUAAAAAUUGACAUGGACAUAGCACACAAACGGCAGGCCGUUUGGUGGGUUUGGUUCACUGGUUGGGAAACUGUCACUGUGGGCGUGGAGUGGAGGAUAGAGAUUACAGGAAGGAAGGAUAGAGAGCAAAAAGACCCGACAGAAAUCUACCCAAAAAAAAAAAAAAAAAAGAUAUGGAGAAGAAGAAUGAGAUUGAGAUCGAGCGGUUGAAUAAAAAUGAUGAAAAAAAAGUUUGCAAAAGGUGUAAACAAAUCUACACUCCUUCCUCAAACACCUCUUCGUCGUGUCGCUUCCACCCUUCUUUUUUUGUUUGUCGCCGUCACGACGAUCAGAAGAGGUACUAUGAAUUGGGCCCAGAUGAUCCGCCAUAUGCUGCCAAGUUCUAUGAUUGUUGUGGGGCUGAAGAUCCUGAAGCAUCUGGCUGCACCACCAGUUUCCAUGCUUCUUACGAUGAUGAUUGAAUAUGAUAAUUUUCUUCACUUGGGAUCCGAACCAAUGAAAAUAAAUGUGUGGUAGAUAUGUAUGCACCUCCUCUCUUGAUAUAUAUCAAUUUUAGGUAGUUCUAGUUGAUACUUGUAUCUGAUAUGUAGCGAUUUCUGUCUCCAUACAUUUUCAUCUUCUUUCCUAUAGAUGAUCUGAUUCUGAUCA
Messenger RNA from Ziziphus jujuba (common jujube), 711 nucleotides. RefSeq lists its product as uncharacterized. The transcript has 2 exons. The record is from RefSeq and is a predicted model, not a curated record. Lineage: Eukaryota; Viridiplantae; Streptophyta; Magnoliopsida; Rosales; Rhamnaceae. Bases 237 to 524 code for a protein of 95 amino acids.